CACUCCACCUCACACGCAUCAUGGCCAAGAACCAAGCAAAAAAGCGCAAGCGCACGAACGGCGCUGCCGUCCCGAACGCAAAGGUGGCGAAGCCCGCGCCGGUUCUCGCGGCGCCGCCCACACCCGAGAGCGAGACGGACGCUCUCCUCCUCCCCGAGGAGGUGGAUAGUGCCGUCUUCGUGCUGCGCACGCUAGCGGAGAACCCCGCCGCACUCGCAGGCAAGGAGAUGAAGGACCUGAAGCGGGCGGUGUACGAGCUGCACCGCGUGAUGGUGGACGGCGCGACUAUCGGGACGUCACUCACGUCGCGCAUCAGCGCGGCCCUCAAAGACUACCGCUUCACGGACGCUCUCAUCCUCCUGUACGAGAUGUACACGCGGCGGCUGCCGCCCAAGCUGGGGGCGCUGCAGCGUUGGGUGCGCGAGUGUGAUGCGACGUCUGGCGCGGACGGCUCGCCCGGGGACCCGGAAGCCCUGCGGUGCCUCGACAUGAUCCUGCGCAUUGCGAACCACACGCCCGGCGUCGUGCCGGCCGGCGAGAGCGCCGUCGCCGGUGAUCACGUGCGCAAGUCCAAGAUCUGGCUUGCGCGGCCGUACCUCGGCGCAGAGGGCGGCGAGAUCGCCAUCUGGGCGCGCAUGCGCGCCGGCACCCUCGUGCCGCCCGAGGCACUCGAGAAGAAGACACACCCCGGCUUCCGCCCAGUCCACUUCAUCCGGGGCGCCGACCGGCGCCCGCCCAACCUCUACGACUCGACAGUAUACACCUCGGAGCCGGGCACGAUCCGGCUCACGCCGCCCGCGGCGCGCCGCGCCCCGAGCCGCCUCGACGUCCCCGGCGUGCCCGGCGCCUUCAUCAUCCUCGACGUCUUCACGCCCGACGAGUGCCUCCAGAUCGUGCAGGCUGCGUCGGCCAUCGGCUUCGAGAAAGACCAGGCGGCAGAGGGUAGCGCGCUCCUCAAGACCUCGAUCCUUGCGCGCAACUUCGUUUGGCUGGCAGACAAGCACUUCCUCGACCACUUCUACGCCCAGAUCCUGCCCUUCGUCCACCCCACCGCGCCGGCGGGGCCCGGCGCCCUCGGUAAGGUCCGCGGGAUCAACGCCCGCUUCCGCGUAUACCAGUAUACCGAGAACCAGCUGUAUCGGCCGCAUAUUGAUGGCGCGUGGCCCGCCGCAGGCCUCGACCCCACGACGGGCGAGUACCUCCACGACUCGCAGCCGCCCGACGACCCGCUGUGGAGCCGCUACACCCUCCUCGUGUAUCUCAACAGCGAUGUGCCCGAGGACACGGGGUGCACGACCUUCUUCAUGCCCUCCAACGAGAUGGGGGUGAUGGACGCCACGAGCGUGCGGCCCAUCCAGGGCGCUGUGCUGUGUUUCCCACACGGCGAUACUGAGGGCUCGCUGUUGCAUGAGGGCAGCGCGGUCGGCAAGGACGGCGGCAAGAUCGUCAUCCGCACGGAGCUGCUGUACGAGGCCAAGGGCUUUGGCGCGUUCAAGCCGCCCGUCCCGGUGCUCGAGUAAACAUGAAAACUAGGCGUUGUGUGUAUGUAUCUGCAUUGUACAGGG
Cutaneotrichosporon oleaginosum is the source of this 1565-nucleotide messenger RNA. RefSeq lists its product as uncharacterized. NCBI's taxonomy places the organism in Eukaryota, Fungi, Basidiomycota, Tremellomycetes, Trichosporonales, Trichosporonaceae. The record is from RefSeq and is a predicted model, not a curated record. Gene Ontology annotation, cellular component: endoplasmic reticulum. Gene Ontology annotation, biological process: peptidyl-proline hydroxylation to 4-hydroxy-L-proline. Gene Ontology annotation, molecular function: L-ascorbic acid binding; iron ion binding; procollagen-proline 4-dioxygenase activity.